AUGAAGAUCUCAACAUUGACAUACCUUGGCCUGGCCUCCACUGCCACAUGUGAAAUCACCUGCGGUCUCUCCAGUGGCUACGACCGAGGCGAGAAGGCUUAUUUCUUCAGUGGUGACGGCAGUCUCGCCAACUUCGACGCCUGCUCGGCCCGCUGCCAGUCAGACUCCAAGUGCCAGGCCUUCGCCUUCGACUCUUCCCAAUGCCUCCUCUACGCAUCACCGCUAGACUCCAACUUCCGCGAACAGUCUAACAGCCCGUUCCUGUUCUACGACCGCAACUGUGUGGACGUCAAGGCAACCUCUAGCUUCACCACUACCUUGCCCUCGACCACCGCGCCGGCGGCUGGAGGCGCUGCAACUCCACCUCCCGCCUCGGGAGCAACUCCCACGCCCGGUAGCGGAGGCAGCGGAGGCAGUGGAGGCAACGGCGGGGGGAACGGCGGCAGUGGCGGCGACAGCAGCACUCGGCGCAUCGAACACCGCCUCUUCCGGCUUCUCAACCGCCACCGCGACAGGAACGGGCGCGUCGGCGGGCUCGUCGGCCACCGGCACCUCCUCUUCUGGAUCCGGGUCUGGCUCGGGAUCAGGCUCGUCGACUGCGUCGUCAUCCUCUUCGGGAUCAUCCUCUUCGGGAACCACCACGUCAGGCGCCGCGGCUACGGCGGCUGA
Molecule: messenger RNA, 669 nt
Organism: Diaporthe citri
Lineage: Eukaryota; Fungi; Ascomycota; Sordariomycetes; Diaporthales; Diaporthaceae
Exons: 3
Coding region: 1-669 (222 amino acids)
Source: RefSeq, a predicted model, not a curated record